Molecule: messenger RNA, 2486 nt
Organism: Triplophysa rosa
Lineage: Eukaryota; Metazoa; Chordata; Actinopteri; Cypriniformes; Nemacheilidae
Gene: tmem209
Product: transmembrane protein 209
Exons: 15
Coding region: 165-1829 (554 amino acids)
Cellular component (GO): membrane
Source: RefSeq, a predicted model, not a curated record
AGUGUGGAUGCACAUAUAGCCCUCUGACAGUCUCUUCUGCUUGAGAUAAGAGGAAGAGAAAGAGCGAGAAAGCUGGGUGUCCAGUAUAAAAGCGAAGCCUGGCUUCAGUCAAGAGCAAAGAGUUACAUAGGCUGGAUUUCUGUUGGCAGAGGAACUGUGCAGAUAUGACGCCCUCGAUGGAGGGCAUGCCCUCCCUUAUCGAGAAGACCAUGAAUAUGCGGAGGGAUGAACAGGCACGACAGGUGGUUCUGGCAUGGGCUGUGCUGAAUAUUUCUCUGGCUGGAAUGAUCUACACUGAGAUGUCUGGACAGCUUCUUAGCAGAUACUACAACAUAAACCAUUGGUUGAUCUGGUAUAUCGAGCUCGGCCUUGCCUCCCUGUUCAGCCUUAAUGCACUUUUUGACUUCUGGAAGUACUUCAAAUACACCAUGGCCCCCUCCACGAUCGCUGUCUCGCCAGAGCAGCAUCGACUUCUUGGGCUCUCAGUCUCAGGGAUCCAGGCCUCUCCACCGCCGAAACAAGAGAAGAAGGAAGCUCCUGUCUCGGUCCAAUCCUCGCCUCUGCAGGGACAGAAUGUUCUUAGUUUUAGUCCUGCAAGACCCUCCAGCACCAGCCCCAAGUUUCCCCCCAGCUGUAUUUCUGGAUACAGUCCAUCGUUGAGCAGCCCAUCCUCAGCAGGGGGAACUUUUUCACCUUCCAUGGCUUUUGGCAAGGUGAUGAACUACAGCCCAUCUCCAAGCUCCUCUCCCUACCCAAGUAACGUCGGACCAGUGGAGGGCUCCAGUCUCCGUGCGCGGUACCGCACAUCUCCGUCUGUCUUCAGUUCGCCUGGAGGUAAAGAGGAUUACAUUGAUAAUUUGAAGUCUUUGGAAAAGUUUCUACGCUCAGAAGAGGAGAAAAGUCAUCGUAGUCAACUGGGAAGUCCUGAGUCAACAUCUCCAAGACACAGUCCAACCUUCUGGAACUACAGUCGUUCGGUGGGGGAUUACGCACAGAGCCUGAGAAAAUUUCAGUACCAGCCCGCCUGCCGUUCACAAGCCCCUUCUGCCCAUAAAGACGACACAGAGCUGGGGUCCAAACAGGCUGUGGAAGAAGUGUGGGGAAGAAUCACAACCAGCCGUGCAGUAACUGAAAGUAUUGACAGCUGGACUGCUAAACUGAGAAACUGGAUAAACGACACCAUUCUGGUACAUCUGGUGAAAGAGAUCGACUCUAUCAACAGUCAGCUGAGAAGAAUGGGUUGUCCUGAGCUUCAGAUUGGGGAGGCCAGCAUCAGCAGUCUCAAACAAGCUGCUGUGGUCAAAGCUUCUGCGAUCCCCACCCUCAAUGCCAUCGUUCAAUAUUUGGACAUCACAGCUAAUCAAGAGUAUCUUGUGGACAGAAUCAAAGAAUUGGCCCACAGCGGCUGCAUGAGCUCUUUCCGCUGGAAUGGAGGAGGAGAUUUGAAAAACCGAAAAUGGGACACUGAUCUUCCAACAGACUCUGCUAUUCUGAUGCACUUGCUGUGUACAUAUCUGGACUCCAGACUCCCUCCACAUCCUAAAUAUCCUGAUGGGAAGACCUUUACAUCACAACAUUUUAUACAGACACCAGAUAAACCAGAUAUGUCCAAUGAGAACCUCUUCUGCAUCCAUCAAAGCAGCACAAACCCCCCUCAUUAUCAGCUCGUUUAUCAAGGUCACAUCUACAGCUUACCAAAGGGCAGAAAUAACUUGUUUCAUACCAUCCUCAUGUUUCUCUACAUUAUUAAAACUAAGGAGUCUGGCAUGCUGGGGAGAGUGAAUCUUGGCCUAUCAGGGGUGAACAUACUUUGGAUCUUUGGUGACUGAGAUUGUGAUGUUAAAACAUGGCAAAACAAGAGCCAUAUGAAUUUCACUGCAUUGUAUUGUACGCCUUGCAACCUGAAUGCACAUACAAAUGAAGCACAGAAAAUGUUUUUAGCUGUACAAGAAUGUUUUAAAUGGCUUGAAACCGUGCCAAAACGGGUCUUGUUCCCUCUGUAUUUUGUACGCCAUAGUUUUUGUAUCUCGUUUGUCAUACAAGCUUAAUAUCCAAAGUUCUUUUGAUUUCGAUUUGAAUUUAGAACAAUGUAGUUUUAUAUGAACGCAAAUUCAUUAAUCGGGUUAUCUGGGGUUUGGAUGGGCACAGCAGGAUUUACUUGUACUGCAUUUUAAUGUGAAAACAGUAAAACAAUGGUUUCUUGCACUAAAAGAAAAAAUAUUACUUUUCCUUUUUUCUUUACCAUAAGUCUGUGCUCCGCACAAGUACGUGUAAGCACCUGUUACACAUCCAUAACUAUCCUUAUGAAGGACAGAAAUCUGAAAACACUGUUUUUUGAACACUGUUACUCCUAACGCCCUUCCCGAGGCAUUUUAUUUUAUGUUGUUAGCAUUUUGUAUUGUGCCUGAAAGUAAUCUUAAAACCCUGGACUAAGCCCGCUCUUGUCUUUGUAUUUAAAAUAAAUAAAGGCUUAAAUUGUUCUUGAA